AUGAUCCAAAUUCCCGAAGUCAAAAAGGCAUUGACAAGCCUUCCUGCUCAGCCUGCUGAUCUGCUCAUAAAAAAGACCCCUGUCACUCGAGUCUACUAUAGGAGGAAAUUCAAGGAUAAGACCAAGGAAUUUGAGAGGGAGACUAUGGUACUGGAACCUUCUCUAGAGCAAGAUGGUUCCAUCUAUGCACCAGAUCACACUGUUGAUAAUGAUAGUAAAAACAAAGGCAAGCGAAAGGUGAUAAGGAAAACGAAGUGCAGCACCCCUACUUCCACUCAAAUGCUUAGAAGAAGCCCAAGAUUUACUGCCAAGCUUGAUGGAUACAAGCCUGUCAUGACUGCCUCAAAAAAUAAGGAAGUCGGUAGAAAAAAAACCGAGAACAAGGUUAAACCACAAGCUGAUCUUCUGGAUACCAUUCUUCUCCCUCCCACUUCCCAAGCCAUUGAAUUUCCUGGGCUCUCUACUGUUGAGGAGUUCAUGGAUCUUGUGAAAUCUGUUUGGACCUCUAAUGUCGAGCUUCAAGCAGUGCCACAAGAAUUAGCUCAAAGUUCAAGCUUCUUAGAGCUGCCCUAA
Molecule: messenger RNA, 573 nt
Organism: Miscanthus lutarioriparius
Lineage: Eukaryota; Viridiplantae; Streptophyta; Magnoliopsida; Poales; Poaceae
Source: the annotation of a GenBank genome assembly